AGGGCCGGGCCGGGGGCUCCGGGCCGCAGGUCCCGGACGGAGGAGCCGGGAGCGCCUCAGGUGGAAGAUGGGAGUGUUCCCCUCGUGUUUUAGGUGAAACCUGCUUGCCAUGAAAUCCCGAGGGAGAUAGAGGGACUGCAGUGGGAACUCCUUCUCGCUCCUCCACAACAAAUCCAACAACUGCCUGAUGGGAUUGCCUCUCUGCCUGGCGUCAUGGGGAGCUGCUGCAGCUGUCUGUGCCCAGACAGCAUCCCAGACAACCAUCCCACCAAAUUCAAGGUGACCAACGUGGACGACGAGGGGCACGAGCUGGGCUCGGGGGUGAUGGAGCUGACGCGGCGGGAGCUGAUCCUGCACUCGCACAAGCGCGACGCCGUGCGGUGGCCGUACCUGAGCCUGCGGCGCUACGGCUUCGACUCCAACCUGUUCUCCUUCGAGAGCGGCCGCCGCUGCCACACCGGCCAGGGGAUUUUUGCCUUCAAGUGCUCCAGAGCAGAGGAGAUCUUCAACCUGCUGCAGGACCUGAUGCAGUGCAACAGCAUCAACGUGGUGGAGGAGCCCGUGGUGGUCACCAGGAACAGCCACCCCUCGGAGGGGGAGCUGCCCCACAGCCCCCAGGGCCCCACCAGUCUGGGCUACACUGGACUUCCCAAUGGAUUUCACAGCUUCCCUGGAGAAUCCCUGUCCUGCUCUGCAGCCCAGCAGCCCUCAGUGAGCAGCCUGAGACAUCCCUCUGUGGGGGAAGACUCUACCCACCCCCUCCUGGGGCCUGAGGAGCAGUCCCACACCUACGUCAACACCGGGGAGCCGGAGCCGAGGGGCCGGCACUGUUUGCACUCCCUGCCUGAAGCCCACCCUCCUUUCCCCCCUAGGAACCACAGCUGCUCCCUGGAAGACCGAAACCCCCAGGUCUUCCUGCAGCCAGGGGAGGUGAAAUUCGUGCUGGCUCCCACCUCCAGCUACCGCCGGCUGUGCCGGCAGCCCCGGCAAUGCCGGCCUCACCUGUGCGCCCCCAACAACAACAACAACGAGUGCCAGCAGGGCUGUCCAUCCCCACAGUGUGUCUAUGAGAACCUCAACGGGCUGGUGGCCCCCAGCAGCUCGUCCCUGUGCCGGGCUGGUCGCUCCAAGGCGUCCCGGGAGGACGGGAGCUGCUCCCAGCGCCGCUCGGCGCUGCUGCACUACGAGAACCUGCCGGCGCUGCCGCCGGUCUGGGAGCUGCAGCCAGCCCAGCACAGGGAUGAGGACGCUGGCAUGGCACCCACACCGUCCCCAAAUGGCUUCUCUGAGGCUGGAGAGGAGGAGCCCCUGCAGAAUCCCGCGGGCUCGGAGCCGCGCCGCGCUUUCCUGCCCAGGCCCCGGCGCAGCCGCCUGCCCAACGUCUUCAGCUUCGACUUCCCCCGGCCCUGCCCGGAGCCUCCACGGCAGCUCAACUACAUCCAGGUGGAGCUGGAGCCCGAGGCCUGCAAGGGACAGCAGGAGCCCAGGGUGGCAGCCCCUGGCAGCCCCGGUGCCCGCCGCACCGACUCCUACGCCGUCAUCGACCUCAAGAAGACGGCGGCCAUGUCCAGCCUGCAGCGGGCCCUGCCCAGGGACGAUGGCACCUCGAGGAAAACUCGGCACAACAGCACUGACCUGCCCCUCUGAGGGCCCCAAGUGCCAGCCCCGUGUCGUGGCUUUGGUCCCUGCCCCUCGUUGUGUCCUGUCGCCCUCUGAGUGUGGCUCCCUCUCUCGCCAUUGCCAUCCCGGGGCCCAGCGUGGCUCCUGCAGCUGCUGCUGCUGUUGAGGCUCUGUCUGUCUGUCUGUCUGUCCUCCCCUCUCUGUGUGUUGCUCGUUUUUCAAGCCUUGUGGGAUGUUUGGUGGUUUUUCAAGCCUUGUGGGACGUUUGGUGGUUUUUCCAGCCUUGUGGGAUGUUUGGUGACUCUGAGGGUGGAAUUCUGGUGGCGCAGCCUGGGCUGGGGCAGGGCAGAGCCAGCUGGGCAGUGCCUCGGGGCAGUGCUCCCAAAACUGAGCUGCCUCAGGAGCUCUGUGCAGACGGAGCCCUUUCCCCGUGGAUUUCACACCUCCAGGAGAGCUCUGUGGUGAGGCCACUCCAGAGCUGGGGUUUGCCUUGUGCUCCCAGUGGUGCCUGGAGAUGAGGAGCUCACGCCGUGGCCUUUCCCCCCUCAGCUCACUGUUUGUUCCUGAAGCUUUUUAUCCUUCUGUCCCCGUCUCAGAUCCAGUUUCAAUUGGGCAGCUGCAAUGAAACCAGGAGGACACAGAGCCAUGGGCACACACUGUGAUCACAGAAACCCGAUUGCCUGAAUCCUUAAAUUCCCUCCCCUGCUUUAGAAGAGGAGGGAAAGGCCACAACCAUGAGGGAGAUUGGAGGUUUGGUCUAGAAAACUUCACUUGUGCCAUACCUUGCUUUGUUUUUGUUUUUUUUUACCAGGGUUCUAUUUGGCAGCUGCUGAGAAGUGCUGUGGGUUUAUUUAUUUGUUUACUUAUUUAUUUAUGAACUGCUCCUUUGCAUCCCAGUCUGCAGCCUGCGCUCACCAGGGCUCGCUCCUGCCUGGGAGGACAGGUCCCAAAAGAGCUUGGUGGCUUUGCUGAGCCACCAACCGGGGAAAAACGCUGUGGAGAGGAGCAGCUGGGAAUGAAG
This is a messenger RNA of Camarhynchus parvulus, 2641 nucleotides long. It is a transcript of the gene FRS3, whose product is annotated as fibroblast growth factor receptor substrate 3. The coding region runs from base 214 to 1647 and encodes 477 amino acids. Gene Ontology annotation, cellular component: cytoplasm. Gene Ontology annotation, biological process: cell surface receptor protein tyrosine kinase signaling pathway. The record is from RefSeq and is a predicted model, not a curated record. The transcript has 7 exons. Lineage: Eukaryota; Metazoa; Chordata; Aves; Passeriformes; Thraupidae.